AUGGUUCGGACCAAAAGGAAGGGUGCGCCGGCACCUAUUGCAGCAGGUGAUGCGCCCACGCCUGUCGUUCCACCAAAAAAAAAGAUGGCUAAGGGUUGGGUUGAGGUAGAGCCAUUCGACGAAUCAGUCAUAGAUCCUCGGCUACGCAAUUCAGGGCAUGAAGAUCUUCCCCGUACUCGGCCAGGGAAUGCAAACAAGCAGCCAGGAAUGGUUGACGUCACUCCAAGUAGACCUUGGAAAAGUUCUGCUGAAGUUGGCAAAGAAAAGUCAGAUCGUGCUGAACAAUCUAAAAAGGAUGACGAGGAGCUUCGGAAUAAGCGAAAGGCUGUUGCAGGGCUCGAAGAUGCGAUGGUUAUCGAAGAAGUUGCUAGGCAGGCAAGCGCCGCAAAACCAGUGUGUGGGCCUGUUAUUGCCAAGGUACCGCGCCCAGUUGCUCACACUCAGGAUGACAAAGACGGUGCGAGUACUUCCAGAGGCACUUUAACUACAGCUCACUCACGUUGGCAGCGCCAGCUUCAAAACGAGCCCAAGAACGUUAAAUUCCAUUAG
Laccaria bicolor S238N-H82 is the source of this 549-nucleotide messenger RNA. RefSeq lists its product as uncharacterized. The coding region runs from base 1 to 549 and encodes 182 amino acids. Lineage: Eukaryota; Fungi; Basidiomycota; Agaricomycetes; Agaricales; Hydnangiaceae. The record is from RefSeq and is a predicted model, not a curated record. The transcript is spliced from 4 exons.